Messenger RNA from Dentiscutata erythropus, 438 nucleotides. Lineage: Eukaryota; Fungi; Glomeromycota; Glomeromycetes; Diversisporales; Gigasporaceae. The record is from the annotation of a GenBank genome assembly.
AUGCGAGGUGAAAAAGAGUUAAAAAAUGGAGUUUAUCUUUAUCCAAUACGUGUCGGAUGGCAGACUGUUCUAGAAAUAAGCAAUAAAAACUUUUAUACUCAGGUUUUAGAAGGCAAUGAAAAACAUGAACAUCAACCUGGUUAUCGACGCAUAUGUCAAAAUAGUCAUACAAAUUUUUCUGGCCUACAAGUUUUAGGUUGGGAUGAUCCUUUUAUAUUAGAGCAAUCACUGGCUGGUAUCGAAUUUCGUCCAUUUCUGAUAAGGGUUGACAAAUAUAAUAUAUAUAUAACUGCUUUGGGAUGUCCUAAUGAAGCUGAUGAAAUCGGGGCUGAAAUUGGUUAUACUGCAAUGUUUACUGGUGACCAUUUGAACAAACGUGUAAUAUAUAUUCAACAUAUUGAUUUAGAUGGAUGUCAUAUUGAAAUUUAUCAAGAUGGC